AGAAUAAGAAAAGCCAGACAAUGUAGAGACACGGCAUCCAGACACCAUUAACUCAGCAGUCUUAAUUCUUAAUCUUAAUUCUUCUGCAGGACUCCAAGUUUGUCAUCCAGGUUUUUAAUUUUCAAUUAAGUGUUAUUUUUUCCUCCAUCAUAACAGGCUGAAAAAAUGACUUUGGAAGCGCACUGCGAGAACUUAUGUUUGUUUCUGAAGAAGUUUUGGCUCCAAACGCUUUGUUUUUUCACGCACUCUUGCUGAUAACCUCUUAGGAUAACCUGAGUCUUUUUAUUUAUUGAUUUAUUUUUCCUGGAGUAUCAUCCAUUUUUGUUUGGACUGCUUUAAACUGCAUUCAGCAAUGCUGACUGAGCUGAACUUCGGAGGUAUGUCUGUGGGGUCAGAUGUCUGCGAUCUGACCCUCUUACCACCAGCACCCCCUGUGCCAUCCCUACCAGGAGCUGGAGGGAUACCUGUUGGCGGCGGCCAAUGGACCCAGCUGCUUGACCUUCACCCUGGCUCUCCCUACAGCACCCUGAACUCCCACCACUCCCUGAUAAAGCAGGAGCCCAGCUGGGGGGCCGCUGACCUAAAUGAGGACCCGCACUGUGGACACGGGGCCUUUACCGUUCACUUCUCCGGCCAGUUCACAGGCUCGGGCCCUUGUCGGGUCGGCACCUUUGGGGAGACACCCGCGAGUCAAAGGAUGUUUCCCACUGGGGCCUACCUGCCCGGCUGUGUGGACAGCCCACCUCCGACCAGGAAUCAGGGUUAUGGAGCAGUCGGUUUAGACAGCAACCCCAGUUACGGUCACACACCCUCCCAUCACACUCCCCAGCUCUCCAGCCUGUCCUUCAAACACGAGGACACGCUGUCACCGCCGAACAGUAUAGUUGACCAGCAGUAUUCCACACCAAAUCCCAUGUUUGGCUGCCACAGUCCUCCAGAAUCCUGUCCAAGCAAUCAAGCUCUUCUGCUGAGAAACUACAACAGUGAUAACCUGUACCAAAUGGCAUCUCAGCUGGAAUGCGUCACAUGGAACCAAAUGAACUCACUGACAUCAACAAUGAAGGGCAGUCAUGCGAUCAGUUAUGACAGCGACCCUCCAGCUCCAGCCCCGCCCAUGCUCGUCAGCGCCCAGUACCACAUUCACGCACAUGGCGUUUUCAAAGGACUCCAGGAUGUCAGACGGGUACCUGGCAUUGCUCCUCCAGCGGCAAAGUCUGCAGAGGCCAACGAGAAGCGCCCUUUUGUGUGCACUCAUCCCGGCUGCAACAAGAGAUACUUCAAGCAGUCGCAUCUGCAGAUGCAUGGCCGAAAACAUUCAGGAGAAAGGCCUUACCGGUGUGAUUUCACGGAUUGUGGCCGCAGGUUCUCUCGCUCAGAUCAGUUAAAGAGACAUCAACGCAGACACACAGGAGUGAAGCCCUUUGAGUGUGAGACCUGUCAGAGAAAGUUCUCACGGUCAGAUCACCUUAAGACUCACACUCGGACUCAUACAGGUAAAACAAGUGAGAAGCCGUUUACUUGCCGCUGGCCCAACUGUCAGAAGAAGUUUGCCCGCUCUGACGAGCUGGUGCGCCACAACAGCAUGCACCAGAGGAACCUGACCAAGCUGCAGCCUGCCAUCUGAGCAGCGAGAGGCUGGGGAGUAACAUGAAGAAGAAGGUGACAAUAUGUUGUGCCAGCUCACAGAGAAACAUGCCUGGAGCCUGGUCAGCAGUUUAGGGUGGACUGCCAGACUUGGUGAAGCGGUGAGCACAGCUGACGGCGGCAUCAGUCAGACAUCUGAUGCCAGAAGAACAGACUGACUAAAAUCAUCAGGAUACUCCUCAACCGCUGCUCGUUAAGGUUGUAUCACAUUAAAUCUCAGACCUUGAGAGGAUAGAGUGCCACACAAAUUCUGAGCCAAGAAUAUUUUUUGCUGUUUAUGGGCGAUGAGGAAAACAUUAAUACACUAUUCUAUUGUCAUGUACUUGCACUGUUUUAUUUUUGUUUGACUUUGAAAAUGUUAUGGAUUUUGCAUUAAGAUCACGAAAACGGACUUUUAUUCCCACGUUUUUGUCUACAUUUUUAUAUGCCUUAAAGUAGGUACUACUCACCAAAGUGCUUUGUAUAUAUCGUAUGUGGUGCCUUUCUGUGUAACACUCCAGACAUUCCUUAGGCAUUAUCUGUGCUGUUUCAUAAAACUGAUUUGACAUCAGUGUUCUGUGUGAAAGACUGUGUGUGAAAGACAAAGAGUACUGGGUGUUGUCAGAAUAAGAGAGGCCACCUAUGAGCAGUGUUAGUGUGCGAUGGCGGUGAAAGACAGUAAAAUGGUGCCCCUCUGUGACUCUGACAAGAUGCAGGCCUGACCCUCUUAAAUCUCUGACACACAUCUUCAUAACCAGUAACAUCUGUGGCCCAUUAAAUCUCAUUAGAGAACAUGGAGGUAUGGUUCAGGUCUACUAGACUUAAGCUACACUCCCCAUCUACACAAGACAAUCAUCAUAAUCAGGACAGGUCCAUCUCAAUAAAUUAUAUUAUUGAACAGUCAAUUUAUUUCAGGAAUUCAAUUCAAAAUCAGAAACUCAUAUAUAUUGAUUACACACAUAAUAAUGUUAGGUGCUUAUUUCUUUCAGUGUUAAGAUUUUGGCUACCAGCUAAUGAAACACUUUUUUAUAGCAAAAUUUCAAUAUUACAUAAAACCAAAUAAAACACAUACAGAAAAUAGAAUGAAAGACUGUUGCUAUAGAAGGUAGCUGUUCAGACAGUUCCCUAUCCAAGUAUAUCAAUGGAAAGUUAAGUGGAAGGAAAGAGUGCGCUAGAAAACAGCAACAUUGAAUUGAGUGUAAAUCAAAGUCCAGUAAAGGGCUGUCCAUGCAAUUUGAGGUAAGGACAGGGGCUACAAUAGACAUGUUCCUUGUGCUAAACCUCUUCUAAACUCAAGUUACUUUGGCACAGAACAAUUGCCUUCCUGCGAUGCCACAUUGAUGUGCUAUUUAGGCGAGGGAGCCCCAACCAAGUACUGAGUACAUGUACUAUAGAGUACAUAGAUACACUUGUCAGUACGCUGCUGAAAUUUCUAUCAUAAAAAGCUUAUAAUUGGUCUUUUUAAAUAGAAUUUUCUGAAAUUGAUUUUGGGGUUUCAUCAGCUGCAGGCCAUAAUGACCAAACUUACCAGGAAUAAAAACUUAAAAUAUAUCAUGAUGUUUGUACAAAGUCAAUGAAAUGUUGACAGGCUUUUCUAUUUUGAAUAAAAAUACUAACAAAAUAAACUUUUAGAUGAUAUUCUAACUUUUUGACAAAAUAAAUUUGUCAAAACUG
Messenger RNA from Xiphophorus couchianus (Monterrey platyfish), 3297 nucleotides. RefSeq names its product WT1 transcription factor b (gene wt1b). The transcript is spliced from 9 exons. The coding region runs from base 353 to 1624 and encodes 423 amino acids. The record is from RefSeq and is a predicted model, not a curated record. NCBI's taxonomy places the organism in Eukaryota, Metazoa, Chordata, Actinopteri, Cyprinodontiformes, Poeciliidae. Gene Ontology annotation, biological process: regulation of transcription by RNA polymerase II. Gene Ontology annotation, molecular function: RNA polymerase II cis-regulatory region sequence-specific DNA binding; DNA-binding transcription factor activity, RNA polymerase II-specific. Gene Ontology annotation, cellular component: nucleus.